Molecule: messenger RNA, 4401 nt
Organism: Clarias gariepinus (North African catfish)
Lineage: Eukaryota; Metazoa; Chordata; Actinopteri; Siluriformes; Clariidae
Gene: sik3
Product: SIK family kinase 3
Exons: 26
Coding region: 68-3691 (1207 amino acids)
Biological process (GO): protein phosphorylation; intracellular signal transduction; microtubule cytoskeleton organization
Cellular component (GO): cytoplasm
Molecular function (GO): tau-protein kinase activity; ATP binding; protein serine/threonine kinase activity
Source: RefSeq, a predicted model, not a curated record
UCCGUAGUGUCGUUUCCCGCAGAGAGAGAGAGAGAGAGCGAGUGAGUGAGUGAGUGAGAGAGAGAAGAUGGCGGCCGUGCCAAGCGGAGCUGCUGUUGCUGCGUCCGCCGCGGCCGCGAUUUCACACUCGGCCCGGACCACCGCGGGCAUGGGCGCGCCGAACCGAGCGCCACCCGGCUCUGCUAUCGAGCACCAGAGAGGAGCCGGACAGAACGCGGCGUGUAUGGCCGGGCCCGGGCACCCCGCGGUCGGCAGGCCGCCCCCAGCUCGAGUGGGCUACUACGAGCUCGAGCGGACCAUCGGCAAGGGCAAUUUCGCCGUCGUCAAACUCGCCACGCAUGUCAUCACCAAAGCCAAGGUGGCGAUUAAAAUCGUGGAUAAGACGCAGCUGGAUGACGACAACCUGAAGAAGAUAUUCAGGGAGGUGCAGAUCAUGAAGAUGCUGCGACACCCGCACAUAAUUCGCCUCUACCAGGUGAUGGAGACAGAGAGGAUGAUUUAUUUAGUAACAGAGUACGCCAGCGGCGGUGAGAUUUUCGAUCACUUAGUGGCUCAUGGGCGCAUGGCGGAGAAAGACGCACGGCGAAAGUUUAAACAGAUCGUGGCGGCUGUCCACUUCUGUCACUGCAGAAACAUCGUCCACAGAGACCUGAAGGCCGAGAACCUGCUGCUGGACCACAACCUCAACAUCAAGAUCGCAGACUUUGGUUUCAGUAAUCGGUUCUCUCGAGGGCAGCUGUUGAAGACGUGGUGUGGAAGUCCUCCAUACGCCGCUCCUGAACUGUUUGAAGGCAAAGAAUACGAUGGUCCCAAAGUGGACAUCUGGAGCUUAGGUGUGGUGUUGUAUGUGCUUGUGUGCGGCGCGCUCCCGUUUGACGGCAGCACCCUGCAGAACCUCCGUGCCCGUGUUCUCAGCGGCAAGUUCCGCAUCCCGUUCUUCAUGUCCACAGACUGCGAGUAUCUAAUCAGACAUAUGUUGGUAUUGGAGCCGAGCCGCAGACUCACCAUGGAGCAGAUCUGCAAGAACAAGUGGAUGAGACAGGGAGACCCAGACCCCGACUUUGACAGGUUGAUAGCUGAGUGUGAGCAGGUGAAGACGGAGAGGGAGACAGAGCUGAUAAACGAGCAGGUUCUCAUGGCCAUGUCCAACAUGGGACUGGACCGAGAGCGCACUUUACAGUCACUGCACACGGACGCAUACGAUCACUACAGCGCCAUCUACAGUCUGCUGUUGGACAGACUCAAGAGGCACAAAACCCUGCCUGUGGCUCCGCCCGCCACCCCUUGCCCCAUUGGCUACCCCCUCAACACCGUGCAGGAUCAAGCUAACGCUGUUAGCAUGACCGUGCCUCACGUCCAGCUCAUAAAUCCCGAGAACCAGAUCGUGGAGCCUGAAGGGACAAUGGCAUUGGACAGUGAUGAAGGGGAGGAGCCAAGUCCAGAGGCAAUGGCCCGAUAUCUGUCCAUGAGACGCCACACUGUCGGUGUACCAGAUCCCAGGACUGAAAUGAUGCAGGAGGAGCUAAAGUUGCCACCAGGGUUCGUGCGCGCCCCUCCUCAGGCUCCAUUCCCCCAACUGCCCCCCACCAUCACACACAUACCUACCUUCAUGCCAACCCAAAGCCUGCAGCCCACACAGCAGCUCGAGUACAAGGAGCAGUCCCUCCUUCAGCCCCCGACCCUGCAGCUGUUAAACGGGAUGGGUCCGCUGGGUCGCAGGGCCUCGGACGGAGGAGCGAACAUCCAGCUUCACGCGCAGCAGAUGCUGAAAAGGCCGCGCGGCCAGUCGCCCCUCGUCACCAGCCCUCAUCCGAUUACAGCCGUCGCUCCUGUGGAUGAGGAGGGGUCAGACGGAGAGCCAGACCCAGAGGCAGUGCAGAGGUACUUGGCGAACAGCUCCAAGCGACACACAACGCACAACGCAGCGAGCUCGAGCUACACCUCCACCGAGCUCUCGAACGACAUUCUGAGAGCACGCACAAGGGGCUGGACCCCCGAGCACUCACGAUCGUCCUAUAAAGACUGUAACACACUGCACUUACCCAUGGAGCGCUUCUCUCCUGUGCGACGCUUCUCCGACGGAGCUGCGACCAUCCAGGCUUUUAAAGCCCAGCUAGAAAUAAAACAGCUCAAGCAGGAGUGUGAGCAGCUGCAGAAGAUGUACGCUGCCCCACAAGAUGAGAAACUACUGGAGCACACACAGCAACAGCACGUCCUCUACCAGCAAGAACAACAGAUCCUACACCAGCAAAUACAGGCCCUUUCUUUGGGACACGGAGAAAACCAGCCCAGUCUUCUUACCCACCAGCUACAAAGGUUGCGUAUUCAGCCCUCGAGCCCGCCGCCUACGCAUCCCAGCAACCACCUCUUCAAUCCAGCCAAUCAGAGUCCACCACCAGGAAGCCAAGGGAUGAUGCCGGCACACGGUGGACCCUUCCAGCACACCCCUGAUUUGUACCAAUCAUCCGGCGGCAGCCCGCCCCCUUCCGCCCUGCCCUGCAUGACCAUGGCCAGUCAGCCGCCGCCUCCUCAGCCCCCUGGCCCCGCCCACGCAUUAGCCCAGCAGCAGCAGCCGGUGACCAUCCAGGUCCAGGAGGUCGAGCUCGGAGGCGGAGCCCAGAGGCAGAGUUUCCUAACAACACCGUGCCAUCGAGUCCUGGGGAAGCAACUGAGCGCAGACAACGCAGAAACACACAGCCGCAGUCUGGGUCGUUUCCACUGCUCCACAUCGGCGUACGAGCACGCCCAGUUCAGCGUCCAUGUAGGCGCAGGCACCUACAACCCCUACGCCCAGGCGGCGUCCCUCAAAGUGCCCGGCUUGGACGGUUACCCCGGUUACGGCAGCCCGUCAGCCCUGCAGCAGGCGCUGCUGUCUCCGACGCCUCUGGAGUACCGCGUGGCACAUCAGCAACAGCAGCACCACCACGUCACACCCGUACUGCAGGGCCUGCUCUCGCCGCGGCACUCGCUAACGGGCCACGCGGACCCACGCCUCACGCCGCACGACCUCGCCAACCUGCUCAAACGCUCACGGCCAGCCAUGCCCACUAACAACAACAACAAUCCUCCACCGCCACCGGAGUACACCGACAGUCUGCUGCUCAAUCAGGACUAUAGCGACAAUCUUCUGAUGCUGGAGCCGACCCAGCCUCCGUCCGCGCCACAGGCUCCGCCCCAAACACACUACCAUCACCACCACCUGCUGCAGAUUCGGACUCUGCCCUCAGAGUGCCAAGCUCCGCCUCUUGCUCACUCGGAAAGCAUGGAGGAAGACGACGUCGCCACCGCCUACCACGAUGGCCUGCUGGCCGAGGUCGCCACGACGACGCCGUCCAGAGUGGCGAUGGAGGCCGACCCUCGUCCUGGUCAGGGAGACGCGUAUCGACCCCGGGCCUCGCUCCAGCGCCAUCACACCAUCCAGACUACGGAUGACGCCUUCGAUCAGGCAGAAAUGUCUGGAAUGAGCCUAUUGGCCGGGAAGGCGCUAAGCUCCGCCCGCAUGUCUGACAUCCUCAGCCAGACGACUCUGGUCGGAAGCCAGCAGCUGCACCAGAGGGAGGAGUCAGUGUGUAACGUGGAGGACGAUCUGCACUCGGCUGCGUGUUACCCCUCCUCCUGCACCAGCGACAUGCUGCUCACUUACAAACCCCAAGACCUUCAGACCUUCAGCAUGGAGCAGGCCGGCGUCUAACACACCGGUGUGUGUAGUGUGUAUAAAGCUCCACAUCCGUCUCCUGUGUUCAGCUGCAUCAUGCCAAACCUCCAUCGUGUGUGUCUGCGCGUUCGUUCGUGCGUGUGUGUAUGCGCAUGUGUAUGUGCGUGCAUGUGCGCACCCUCCAAGAAGAGGCUCGCUCAUCGUCUCGCUCUUCCCACUUUUUGGAUUGGACGAACCGGGUGACUUCCUCUCCCUCUGACUCCGCCCCCUCUCAACCGUCCUCCUCCACCACCACCUCCUCCUCCUCCUUCGGGCCCGCCCCUUCUUCUGUCUCGUCCGACAUCGCCGUAGCGAGGCGUCUGCACACAGUCCUACGUAGACACAUCUGUAUAAAUAUCACCACACACACACAAACACACACACAAAGCCACAAACCCAAAGUAUUUCACAAAAAGCCUGUCCUUGGUGUGUUUUUAUUUUAUUUUUAUUUUGUUCUUUUAAUUUUCUUGGAAGCGGAGUAGCGGUGGCGUUUCGUAACCCCUCCCCCCAAUCCGCAGCGCUACAACGGAUCAUUCCCGGAGCGGCUCUGAUUAGCAGCCCGGCGCCGCGCGGUCCACUCUGACACGCUGCCGGGGGUGGACGGGCCCCGGAGACCUUCGCCAUGGCACAGGACAACCAGCUCUCAUUUCGUUUUGUUUCGUCCGUCUCCUUCUUUCUCUCUCUCUCUCUCGUCUUUCUUCCUCUUU